Episyrphus balteatus (marmalade hoverfly) is the source of this 3104-nucleotide messenger RNA. Its product is annotated as peroxisomal acyl-coenzyme A oxidase 3. Gene Ontology annotation, molecular function: fatty acid binding; pristanoyl-CoA oxidase activity; FAD binding. The transcript has 7 exons. Gene Ontology annotation, cellular component: peroxisome. Bases 654 to 2738 code for a protein of 694 amino acids. NCBI's taxonomy places the organism in Eukaryota, Metazoa, Arthropoda, Insecta, Diptera, Syrphidae. Gene Ontology annotation, biological process: lipid homeostasis; fatty acid beta-oxidation using acyl-CoA oxidase. The record is from RefSeq and is a predicted model, not a curated record.
CGGGGCAUUCAAUAUCGAACUCUCUAUACAACAUUCUACCUACUACAUCAGCCUUACAUGCUCAUCAGUUAGUUCAGUCAGUAUCAGUAGAUACAGAAACUUUGCCGGUUCUGGAGGGCUUCAUUUUUUCAUAUAUUGGUUCAUUUUGGUUCUUCUUUCUUCGGUUUGGUUUUUUUUUUUGCGGGUGCCCUUGUUUAAUAGAUAGUUUUUUAAGUGUCUUUAUUCAUUGUCAUCAAUUCAAUUCAUAAUCAAUUGUCAAUAAAUCCUUAUUAAGCUUUUUUUUGAAUUCCUUAUUACAAUUGCCUUGAGCUCAAGUGCGUAAAGGUUUCAUAACUUUGUGAAAUAAGCUUAAAAAACUCAAAGACGUGAACGCGCAAAUUCUAUGUAAAAGUUGACAUCAUAUUAAUUUAGUGUCAACACAUAUUUUUUUUGUAUUGUGAUUCCCACCAUUCCCGCAUAUUAAAUUUAUUGAAGAACAAUCACCGUGAAACGAGAGCCAGCUGAGAGGAAAACUACCCUAGGCAGAGUUGCCACAAGUUGCAAUAUAACCAACAUUCCAUCAUAAUCAUCAUCUUGAUCAUAAUAUCGUUAUUUAUUUUCAUUUGAACAAGAGUGACGUGUGGCGGGAAGGAAACAAAAAAAAACGAUUUAAAAUGGCAGUCCAUGUUGACACAUCAUUCAUUCCAGACAUGCCGGCUGGACCACUCUGUGUUUAUAGAAAACGGUCCAAAUUCGACUGGAAGCGAUUGCGUUUAAUCUUUGAAACUGAAAGUAAUUUACGAAUAAAGCUAAAAGUAUGGAAAAUUCUUGAAAAUGAUCCACUAUUUGCCAAGUCUACAAUUACACUGCCUACAGAUGAACAAAAGCGCCUUUGUGCAAUGCAAAUGAAUAAAAUGGCACACUUGCAAAUUGUACCAAAAGAAAUUGAAAAACAAAGUUUUUCCGAUCGUACCAAAUAUUUGAUGAGCAUCAAUGAAGCCCUGCACACCUAUUCGCCAAGUUUAUCGGUAAAAAUUGCUUUGGGUGUUGGUUUAUUCAAUAAUGCCAUUCGAGCAAUGGGUACAGAAAAACACAUGAAAUAUUAUGAUGCAGCUUGGAAUCGUGAGAUUGUAACUUGUCUAGCUAUCACAGAAGUUGCUCAUGGGAGCAAUACAAAAAGUAUUAGAACAACAGCCACAUACGAUCCCAUAACACAGGAAUUCGUUAUAAACACUCCCGAUUUCGAGGCAGCUAAAUGCUGGGUUGGAAAUCUGGGAAAGACAGCAACAUAUGCUAUGACUUUUGCUAAUUUAUACACAAACGAUGGCACCAAUCAUGGAUUGCAUGGAUUUAUGAUUCCGGUGCGUGAUCCAAGAACGUUGCAGCCAUAUCCAGGGGUUUUGGUAGGUGAUAUGGGUGAAAAGAUUGGCUUAAAUGGAAUAGACAAUGGAUUUAUGAUGUUUACCAAUUAUCGCAUUCCAAGGGAUAAUUUAUUAAAUCGAACUGGGGACAUAAGCGCCGAGGGAACUUAUGAAAGUGUAUUUAGUGAGCCGGGUAAGGUUUUGGGAGCUGCUCUGGAGUCAUUUUCUGCGGGCAGAAUUGGAAUAAUGCAGGAGUCUGUAAACACUUUGUCAAAUGCGGCUGUGAUAGCUGUGAGAUAUGCAGCACUAAGAAAGCAAUUUGGAUAUGAAAAAGAUGGCCCGGAAAUUCCAAUAAUAGAGUAUCAAUUGCAUCAAUGGAGAAUAUUCCCGUAUUUGGCAGCAGCUUGUGUGCUAAAAGUUGCAACUGCUGAGCUAACAAGUAUGUAUUUGGACGUUAUUCAGAGGUCUCAGGCUGAUUCGAAUGGAUUUGAUUUGUUGACUCAAAAAGUAGCAGAAAUCCAUGCAAUCAUAUCAUCGUCCAAAGCUCUAAUAACAUGGACUGCUCGAGAUGCCAUACAAGAAGCUAGAGAAGCUUGCGGUGGUCAUGGAUAUCUUAAAGCUGCUAAAUUAGGUGAUCUCCGAAACGAUCAUGAUCCAAGUUGUACGUAUGAGGGAGACAAUAAUGUUCUCGGGCAGCAAGCAUCAAAUUGGCUCCUUCGUCAAUGGAAAGAUAAAGUUGAAAGUCCCGAGGGAACAGCGAACUUUAUAAACCAACGUGAACGUAUUCUUUCAGAGAAUUUUGAAGAUGUAUUAAAUAAAUACAAUAUAGAUUCUAUGGAAUUUGUUCUCUGUUCUUAUGAAUGGCUUCUUUGUUUCCUUUUGGACAAAACAACAAAUCAAAUGAAAAGUCAAGUCAAAUCUGGAAAACAUCGAUUCGAUGCUAGAAACAAUUCUCAAGUCUAUGCAGCUCGUGAUCUAUGGAAGACUUAUGCUGAGUACUUUGCUUUGAAAAAAUUCUAUGAACGCUGCCAAAGACCUGAUGUUACACCAGAACUUAAGGAAGUUCUGCAUCUACUCUUUGCCAUCUAUUCCCUUUCGUGCCUUGACAAACAUUUGACGACAUUUUAUCAAGGCGGCUUUGCUAGAAGUAAUAAUUCAAAUCUAGCCGAUCUAAUACGUGGGCAAUUGCUAGUCAAAUGUGGUCAGAUUAAAGAUUCAGCUGUAUCUGUUGCUGAUGCUCUUGCUCCUCCAGAUUUUGCCUUAAAUUCUGUUAUUGGUAAAUCGGAUGGGUUACUUUAUGAAAAUUUACAAAGCGAAUUCAUGACAAACCGAGGAGCAUUUGAAAGACCUACUUGGUGGAAGGACGUUAUUAUUCCCAAUGUUAAGUCAAAGUUAUAAAAUCAAUGCGUUUGCAAAAAAAAAAUCUUUCUCUGCCUUUAAAUUUAUAUUAUGUAUUAAACUAUCUACUUAUAUAUUUUUGUAUUUUCCAAAUAAUAUGUGGAUUUAAGCAAAUAAAUGUGUUAUUUUGUCAUAAAAAAAAAAAUUAAAAGUUAUGGUAAAUUAUACCUGAUUGGAAGUUGUAGAUAAUGAUAUAUAAAUGUUAAAUCAUUACCAGUUAAAAUCCAGUAAAAAAAUAAAACUAGAAACACACAAAAGAUGUAUCUUUGUAUUUUGUACACAUAAAAAAAAAUAUACGUACCUAUUUACUUCUUUAUUUGUUUCAAUUUGUAUUGUUAAUAAAUAAAAAAUAUAUUAAAAUUUUAA